AUGCAAAACACUACAAAGAAGUUGGCCGAAGGUCGGUCAAGAUCUUUCGAAAUCACUGUCAAUGGAAAUCUAAUUUUUUCAAAACUAAAGUGUGGUAGUUUUCCUUCAACAGAGGCCAUCAUUUCUGAAUUGAUUAACAUUGAAAAUGGUGAGACACCUAGUGAAGUAAUUGAAUAUGAAUCAUCCAAUUGUAAUUUACUUUAG
This is a messenger RNA of Schistosoma margrebowiei, 204 nucleotides long. The record is from the annotation of a GenBank genome assembly. NCBI's taxonomy places the organism in Eukaryota, Metazoa, Platyhelminthes, Trematoda, Strigeidida, Schistosomatidae.